This is a messenger RNA of Bradysia coprophila, 1600 nucleotides long. RefSeq lists its product as uncharacterized. The record is from RefSeq and is a predicted model, not a curated record. Lineage: Eukaryota; Metazoa; Arthropoda; Insecta; Diptera; Sciaridae. Gene Ontology annotation, molecular function: zinc ion binding; RNA polymerase II cis-regulatory region sequence-specific DNA binding; DNA-binding transcription repressor activity, RNA polymerase II-specific. Gene Ontology annotation, cellular component: nucleoplasm; nucleus. Gene Ontology annotation, biological process: regulation of transcription by RNA polymerase II.
GUUUUCGUGAUAUUUUGUAUUUGUUUAUUAGCAUUCCGACCAUUCCGACCAAUAAAUGUAAAUAUUUAAGCCAAAAUGACAACUUCAAUCUCAUUUAAUAUUAGUGACGUGUGUCGCGGUUGUUUAUCGGAUAACCGAGACAAUUUGCGAUCAAUCUUCGAUUCAAAUAUUCUUGAAAAUUUCAUUUCAUGUACGAACGUACAGGUGACGGCUGAGGACGGUCUACCGAAGCACAUCUGCAAUUCUUGUGUGUAUAAAGUCGUGUCGUGGGUUACGUUCAAAUCGCAAUGUGAGCAAAAUGACGAGAUCCUACGGACAACGUUCCAAUGUUCAGUAAAUAAGCAAAGUCUUUCAUCUACCAGUCAACCUUCCGGAGAGACUUGCUCCAAAAAUAUCGUCGACGUUAUAAGUGAUAGCUCGUUCCAAUCAGACAGUGCAGUCACAGUGCAGCAAUGUUCUGAAAUCGAUAAUUCGAAUGUCGACGAGUCGGAAAACACAAAACCUAUCGGAGAGCACAUCGAUUGCGUCAAACCCGAUGCGUACGACGAUGAGGAAUUUUUAGUGACUGCCAAUGACGAAGACAUCGAUGAGUCUGACGUUGACCAAACGGUAGACAGCGGAAAGACACAAUCUUCGCCACAAAAGCAAGUGACCUGUGACGAAUGUGGUGCCCAUUUCCGUAACUCCGAUCGACUGAAAUCGCAUCGACGAAGUGUACAUGAAGGGAAAAAGCCUGAAGUUUGUCCGAUAUGCGAUAAGGAAUUCAAUAAUCUGAGAGCACUUCGAAGGCAUCGACAUAAACACAGCGACCUGAAACAGUUCCGGUGCGAUGACUGCGGCAGAUGGUACAAAUAUCAAACGUCGUUGACUCUGCACAAAAAGAGUCAUGCCGAUGUUCGGCGCUUCAUUUGCGAUUUAUGCGGUAAGGCCUUUGUCAGGGCACAUGGUCUGCAAAGCCAUUUAUUGUCCCAUUCAACACUUACUCCGUUCACGUGUGAUUACGAGUCCUGUGGCAAGCAGUUUAAGAAUGCCAUCAUGCUGAGGAAUCAUCAGAAGAGACAUCUGGGAAUCAAAACGUUCGUCUGCUCACCGGACUGCGGCAAAGAGUUCAUAACCGCAGCUGAACUUAAUACUCAUAUUCGAUCACAUACGGGCUCUAAGCCGUUCGCCUGUACAAUGUGCGACAAAGCUUAUAAAACGAAGAGCCAUUUAACGGUUCACUUGCGAUCCCAUUCCGGUUCCAGACCGUACGCCUGUGAUAUUUGUCCCCUGACGUUUGCUCACAAUAAGGUGCUGAAACACCAUCGACUUGUCCAUCUGGGAGAAUUGCCAUGGUCGUGCGACAUUUGCCAACGUCCUUUUCGACAGAGAAGUACUCUAAUGAAACAUAAAAAACUGCAUACGGACGGUAAAGCCCGAAAGAACCAGCCACAGCAUGUUGCCAAUUCAGAUUUUACUGGAACCGAGACCAUUCAACUGAGCAUCGAAAUGGAAGAUCUGGAGAAAUGAGAUUGGAGACUUGCACUGUUCGUCGUCAGUAAAAUGUUUGAAUUUUGUGAAUUGAACGAGUUGUUGGACGCUGAAAUAAAACCAGAGACUG